This is a messenger RNA of Microtus ochrogaster (prairie vole), 6657 nucleotides long. Its product is annotated as lipoxygenase homology domains 1. NCBI's taxonomy places the organism in Eukaryota, Metazoa, Chordata, Mammalia, Rodentia, Cricetidae. Gene Ontology annotation, molecular function: protein binding. The coding region runs from base 1 to 6657 and encodes 2218 amino acids. The record is from RefSeq and is a predicted model, not a curated record. The transcript is spliced from 40 exons.
AUGAUGCCCCAGAAGAAAAAGCGGAGGAAGAAAGACAUCGACUUUCUGGGCCUGUACGAGGAGGAGCUGCUGAACUACAACUCAGAAGAUGACGAGGACGAGCUGGAGCAUGAGUACUACAAGGCAAAGGUGUACGAGGUGGUCACAGCCACAGGGGAUGUUCGUGGUGCAGGGACAGAUGCCAAUGUGUUCAUCACAAUCUUUGGAGAGAAUGGGCUCUCUCCCAAGCUCCAUCUCACCAGCAAGAGUGAAUCUGCUUUCGAGAAAGCCAACGUAGACGUAUUCCGGGUGCGGACCAAUAACGUGGGCCUCAUCUAUAAAAUCAGGAUCGAGCAUGACAACACAGGUUUGAACGCCAGCUGGUACCUGGACCGGGUGAUAGUGACCGACAUGAAGAGGCCCCAUCUCCGCUACUACUUCAACUGCAACAACUGGCUGAGCAAGGUGGAAGGUGACCGCCAGUGGUGCCGUGACCUCCUGGCCAGCUUCGACCCCAUGGAUAUGCCCAGAGGAAACAAGUAUGAAAUCAAGGUGUACACUGGCGACGUGAUGGGUGCAGGAACAGAUGCCGAUGUCUUUAUCAAUAUCUUUGGAGAGUACGGAGACACAGGAGAGCGUAGGCUGGAAAAUGAAAAGGACAACUUUGAAAAGGGAGCUGAAGACAAGUUCAUGCUGGACGCCCCGGAUUUGGGGCAGCUGAUGAAGAUCAAUGUGGGCCACAACAACAAGGGGGGGUCUGCAGGCUGGUUCCUGUCCAAGAUUAUCAUUGAAGAUUUUGGGAACAAAAGGAAAUAUGAUUUCCCCCUUAACCGCUGGCUGGCACUGGAUGAAGAUGAUGGCAAAAUCCAAAGAGACAUCUUAGUGGGCGGAGCUGAGACCACAGCCAUAACCUAUAUUGUCACUGUCUUCACUGGGGAUAUCCGUGGAGCUGGAACCAAAUCGAAAAUCUACUUGGUCAUGUAUGGAGCCAGAGGGAAUAAGAACAGUGGGAAGAUCUUCCUGGAGGGCGGUGUGUUUGACAGGGGCCGCACGGACAUCUUCCACAUCGACCUGGCUGUCCUUCUUAGCCCCCUGAGCCGGGUCUCCAUCGGGCAUGGCAAUGUGGGCGUCAACCGAGGCUGGUACUGCGAGAAGGUGGUGAUCCUGUGCCCCUUCACUGGCAUCCAGCAGACGUUCCCCUGCAGCAACUGGCUGGACGAGAAGAAGGCCGACGGGCUGAUCGAGAGGCAGCUCUAUGAGAUGGUGUCUCUGAGGAAGAAGCGGCUAAAAAAAUUUCCUUGGUCCCUUUGGGUCUGGACAACUGAUCUGAAGAAAGCCGGCACCAACUCUCCCAUCUUCAUCCAGAUUUAUGGGCAGAAGGGGCGGACAGAUGAGAUCCUCCUGAAUCCCAACAACAAAUGGUUCAAACCGGGCAUCAUCGAGAAGUUUAGGAUGGAGCUCCCAGAUCUUGGCAGGUUUUAUAAAAUUCGGGUGUGGCAUGAUAGGCAGAACCCUGGCUCCGGCUGGCAUUUAGAAAAGAUGACCCUGAUGAAUACCCUGAAUAAGGAUAAGUAUAACUUCAACUGCAAUCGCUGGCUGGACGCCAACGAGGAUGACAACGAGAUCGUGAGGGAAAUGACCGCAGAAGGCCCGACCGUGCGCAGGAUAAUGGGGAUGGCCCGCUACCGUGUGACUGUAUGCACAGGAGAACUCGAAGGUGCAGGAACUGAUGCCAACGUCUACCUCUGUCUUUUUGGUGAUGUGGGGGACACAGGGGAGCGACUGCUUUACAACUGCAGGAAUAACACCGACCUGUUUGAGAAAGGCAAUGCUGACGAGUUUACCAUCGAGUCUGUCACCAUGAGGAAGGUGAGGCGGGUGAGAAUCAGACAUGAUGGCAAAGGCUCUGGCAGCGGCUGGUACCUGGACAGAGUGCUGGUGAGAGAGGAAGGCCAGCCAGAGAGCGACAAUGUCGAGUUCCCGUGCCUCAGGUGGCUGGAUAAGGAUAAGGAUGAUGGACAGCUGGUCCGAGAGUUGCUACCCAGUGACAGCAAUGCCACGCUCAAGAACUUCCGCUAUCACAUCAGUGUGAAGACCGGGAACGUCUCCGGGGCCAGCACAGAUUCUAAGGUGUACAUCAAGCUCUAUGGGGAGAAAUCUGACACCAUCAAGCAAGUUCUGCUUGUCUCCGACAACAACCUCAAAGACUACUUUGAACGUGGCCGAGUGGAUGAGUUCACACUGGAGACCCUGAACAUUGGGACUAUCAACAGGCUGGUAAUCGGGCACGACAGCACAGGCAUGCAUGCAGGCUGGUUCCUGGGCAGCGUCCAGAUCCGUGUGCCCCGCCAAGGCAAGCAGUACACCUUCCCUGCCAACCGCUGGCUGGAUAAGAACCAGGCAGAUGGGCGUCUGGAGGUGGAGCUUUACCCCAGCGAGGUCGUGGAGAUUCAGAAAUUGGUCCACUAUGAGAUUGAGGUCUGGACGGGGGAUGUAGGCGGAGCAGGUACCACUUCCCGAGUCUAUGUGCAGAUCUAUGGUGAAGAAGGCAAGACCGAAGUACUCUUCCUCUCCAGCCGCUCCAAAGUUUUUGAUCGAGCAUCCAAGGACAUAUUCCAGCUGGAAGCGGCAGAUGUGGGUGAAAUCUACAAGAUCCGACUGGGACACACCGGCGAGGGCUUUGGGCCCAGCUGGUUCGUGGACACCGUGUGGCUGAGGCACUUGGUGGUGCAGGAGGCAAACCUGACACCUGAGGAGGAGGCCCGGAAGAAGAAGGAGAAGGACAAGCUGAGGCAGUUGCUGAAGAAGGAAAGGCUGAAGGCCAAGCUGCAGAGAAAGAAGAAGAAGAAGAGAAAGAAAGGAAGUGAUGAAGAGGAUGAGGGCAACGAGGAGGAAGAGUCCUCUUCAGAAGAGUCCUCGUCAGAAGAGGAGGAAGAAGAAGAGACAGAGGAGGAGGAGGAGGAAGAGGAGGAGUUUGGGCCCGGGAUGCAGGAGGUGAUCGAACAGUACAAGUUCGAAGUCAACCGCUGGCUGGCCCGGGGCAAGGAAGACAAUGAACUUGUCGUGGAAUUGGUCCCAGCUGGUCGGUCUGGUCCUGAGCCCAACACCUACGAGGUCCAGGUGAUCACAGGGAAUGUGCCCAAGGCUGGCACUGAUGCCAACGUCUACCUGACCAUCUACGGAGAGGAAUAUGGGGACACAGGGGAGCGGCCUCUCAAGAAAUCAGACAAGUCCAACAAAUUCGAGCAGGGCCAGACAGAUACCUUUACCAUCUACGCCAUUGACCUGGGGUCUCUGACCAAGAUUCGGAUUCGCCAUGACAACGCAGGCAACAGGCCAGGCUGGUUCCUGGACAGGGUAGACAUCACCGACAUGAAUAAUGAGAUCACGUACUACUUCCCGUGCCAAAGGUGGCUAGCAGUGGAGGAGGAUGAUGGGCAGCUGUCCAGGGAGCUGUUGCCAGUGGAUGAGUCCUAUGUGCUACCCAGCGAAGACGAGGAGGGUGGAGGACAUGGUGACAACAACCCCCUUGACAACCUGGCUCUGGAACAAAAAGAUAAAUCCACCACAUUCUCAGUGACCGUCAAGACUGGGGACAAGAAGAAUGCUGGCACAGAUGCCAAUGUCUUCAUCACACUCUUUGGCACGCAAGAUGACAAUGGAAUCACCCUCCUGAAGUCCUCCAAGACCAACAGUGACAAAUUUGAAAGGGACAGCAUUGAAAUCUUCACAGUGGAGACGCUGGAUUUGGGAGACCUGUGGAAAGUUAGGAUCGGCCAUGACAAUACAGGCAAGGCCCCAGGCUGGUUUGUAGACUGGGUAGAAGUGGAUGCUCCCUCUCUUGGAAAGUGCAUGACUUUUCCCUGUGGCCGCUGGCUGGCCAAGAAUGAGGACGACGGGGCCAUCGUCAGGGACCUCUUCCACGCUGAGCUUCAGACACGACUCUACACACCAUUUGUCCCUUAUGAGAUCAUCCUCUACACCAGUGAUGUCUUUGCUGCUGGAACCGAUUCCAACAUCUUUAUAGUCAUCUACGGCUGUGAUGCCGUGUGCACCCGGCAGAAGUUCCUGUGCACCAACAAGAGGGAGCAGAAGCUGUUCUUCGAGAGGAAGUCUGCCUCCCGCUUCAUUGUGGAGUUAGAAGAUGUGGGUGAAAUCAUUGAAAAAAUCCGGAUUGGCCAUGAUAACACAGGCAUAAACCCUGGGUGGCACUGUUCCCAUGUGGACAUCCGCAGGCUCCUUCCUGAUAAAGAUGGUACAGAGACCUUGACUUUCCCAUGUGACCGAUGGCUUGCCACCUCUGAGGACGACAAGAAGACCAUCCGAGAACUGGUCCCUUACGACAUCUUCACUGAGAAGUACAUGAAAGAUGGGUCCUUACGACAAGUCUACAAGGAAGUGGAGGAGCCUCUGGACAUUGUGUUGUACUCGGUACAGAUCUUCACAGGGAACGUUCCUGGGGCAGGGACCGAUGCCAGGGUCUACAUCACCAUCUACGGAGAUCUCGGGGACACUGGAGAACGGUACCUUGGCAAAUCAGAAAACCGCACCAACAAGUUCGAGAGAGGAACGGCCGACACCUUCAUCAUCGAGGCUGCUGAUCUGGGUGUCAUCUACAAGAUCAAGCUCCGCCACGACAACACCAAAUGGUGUGCUGACUGGUAUGUGGAGAAGGUGGAGAUCUGGAAUGACACCAAUGAGGAUGAGUUUCUAUUCCUGUGUGGACGCUGGCUCUCCCUGAAGAAAGAGGAUGGGCGGCUAGAGAGGCUCUUUUAUGAGAAGGAGUACACUGGCGACCGCAGCAGCAACUGCAGCAGCCCUGCUGAUUUCUGGGAGAUCGCCCUGAGUUCCAAGAUGGCAGAUGUGGACAUUGCCACGGUGACAGGACCCAUGGCUGACUAUGUUCAGGAUGGCCCUGUGAUUCCCUACUAUGUGUCAGUGACCACUGGGAAGCAUAAGGAUGCAGCCACUGAUAGCCGAGCGUUCAUCUUGCUCAUUGGGGAAGAUGAUGAACGCAGCAACCGCAUCUGGCUGGAUUAUCCCCAGGGGAAGCGAGGCUUCAGCUGUGGCUCCGUGGAAGAGUUCUAUGUCGGCGGCUUGGAUGUGGGCACCAUCAAGAAAAUAGAGGUGCUUUAUGAAAUGACGGUCUGGACAGGUGACGUGGUCGGUGGAGGCACUGACUCCAAUAUCUUUAUGACCCUCUAUGGCAUCAACGGGAGCACAGAAGAGGUGAAGCUGGACAAAAAGAAGGCCAGGUUUGAGCGGGAACAAAAUGACACCUUCAUCAUGGAGAUUCUGGACAUCGCUCCCUUUACCAAGAUGCGCAUCCGCAUUGAUGGGAUGGGGAGCCGGCCAGAGUGGUUCCUGGAGAGGAUCCUGCUGAAGAACAUGAACACAGGAGACCUGACCAUGUUCUACUAUGGAGACUGGCUGUCCCAAAGGAAGGGCAAGAAGACACUGGUUUGUGAAAUGUGCGCUGUCAUUGAUGGGGAGGAGAUGAUGGAGUGGACCUCCUACACGGUCUCUGUGAAGACCAGUGACAUCCUGGGGGCAGGCACCGAUGCCAAUGUGUUCAUCAUCAUCUUCGGGGAAAAUGGGGACAGCGGGACCCUGGCUCUGAAGCAGUCAGCAAACUGGAACAAGUUUGAACGGAGCAACACAGACACCUUCACCUUCUCUGACAUGCUGAGCCUGGGCCACCUCUGCAAACUGAGGGUCUGGCAUGACAACAAAGGAAUAUUUCCCGGCUGGCACCUGAGCUAUGUUGACGUGAAGGACAACUCCCGUGAUGAGACUUUCCGCUUCCAGUGUGACUGCUGGCUGUCCAAGAGUGAGGGUGACAGACAAACCGUCCGCGACUUCGCAUGUGCCAACAAUGAGAUCCGUGAGGAGCUGGAAGAGACCACCUACGAGAUUGUCAUAGAAACUGGCAACGGGGGCGAAACCAGAGAGAAUGUCUGGCUCAUCUUGGAGGGCAGGAAGAACAGAUCCAAGGAGUUCCUGGUGGAGAAUUCUUCCAGGCAGCGGGCCUUUCGGAAGGGGAGCACGGACACAUUUGAGUUUGACAGCAUCUUCUUGGGAGACAUCGCCUCCCUCUGCGUGGGCCACCUGGCCAGGGAGGACCGAUUCAUCCCCAAGAGAGAACUUGCCUGGCACGUCAAGACCAUCACCAUCACUGAGAUGGAGUAUGGAAAUGUGUACUUCUUUAACUGUGAUUGCCUCAUCCCCCUCAAGAGGAAGAGGAAGUACUUCAAGGUAUUUGAGGUUACUAAGACAACAGAGAGCUUCGCCAGUAAGAUCCAGAGCCUGGUACCAGUUAAGUACGAGAUCAUCGUGACGACGGGCUACGAACCAGGGGCGGGCACAGACGCCAACGUCUUUGUGACCAUCUUUGGAGCGAAUGGGGACACGGGCAAGCGGGAAUUGAAACAGAAAAUGCGCAACCUCUUCGAGCGGGGCAGCACUGACCGCUUCUUCCUGGAGACGCUAGAGCUGGGAGAGCUGCGCCAGGUCCGGCUGGAGCAUGACGCCAGCGGCUACUACUCAGGCUGGCUGGUGGAGAAGGUGGAGGUCACCAACACUAGCACCGGAGUGGCCACCAUCUUCUCCUGCGGCAGGUGGCUAGACAAGUCUCGCGGGGAUGGCCUCACCUGGCGAGAUCUCUUCCCGUCUGUCUGA